CCCACAGUUCUUCACAGCUGGGAACACUGCUGGACUUCCCCUUUUGACUGCUUUUCGGUUGUUGAUAGAUGCUGUCUGCAAGGGUGCUUUUCCCCCCUUGCAAAUUGUCCACUGAAGUCAAGUCGUGUAACUGGAAGAUCACUCUGUUCUGGGGAGGAUAUAAAAGUUUCCGCCCUCACCUCCUCUGUUUGGCUUUCCCUUCUACCAGAGGAAGAAAUAAUCUUUGCUAUCUACUUCUCUCCCUGCUGCCCAGAAGAACACUUCAAGGUGAUGGGUAAUGAGUCCCGGCUUGCAGAUUUGGACCCCAAGUCAAUUACGCGUGAAAAGCUGGUGGAGACUGAAGGAAUCCCUUUGCUGGAGAGUACUGUGAAGAACUGGGAUUCCCUCUGGGGCUUUAAAGCUCGGCCUGAUGACCUUCUCAUUUCCACUUACCCCAAAGCAGGGACAACCUGGAUCCAAGAAAUUGUGGACAUGAUCCAACACGGAGGAGACAGACAGAAAUGUGCCCGGGGGCCCAUCUACCAACGGCAUCCCUUCAUAGACCUGUCUCCUCCGAACGUACCCACGGGCGUGGAAGAGGCGGAGGCGAUGCCCUCUCCGCGCACGCUCAAAACUCACCUCCCGGUCCAGCUGCUGCCGCCUUCCUUCUGGGAACACAACUGCAAGAUCAUAUAUGUUGCCAGGAAUCCCAAGGACAACGCAGUUUCCUACUUCCACUUCUGCCGCAUGAACCAGGGGAUGCCAGAGCCGGGGAACUGGGACCAGUUUCUGGAGGAUUUCCUUGUUGGGAAGAUCACCUGGGGAUCUUGGUUUGACCACGUCCGUGGUUGGUGGGAGGCUAAGAAGCGUCACCCGAUCCUCUACCUGUUUUUUGAAGAUAUGAAAGAGGAUCCAGCCCGGGAAAUCCGGAAAGUAGCCCAAUUCCUGGGCCUACAGCUCUCGGAUGUGGUUCUGAACCGGACUGUGGAGCAUACGAAGUUUGAGACCAUGAAAGCUAACGCGAUGGUGAAUUACAGCACGCUUCCUGCUUUCUUAAUGGACCAAGCUGUGUCACCCUUCAUGAGAAAAGGCACUGUGGGAGACUGGAAGGAGCACUUCACGGUGGCUCAAAGUGAACGGCUGGAUGACAUCUAUAUCCAGAAACUGCAGGGCAGUGACUUGACUUUCCGCACCCAGUUAGAAACAUAACUCUGCGCUUCUCACCAAGAAGACAUCCACCAAAACACACAAGGGUGGUUUUUUCCCCUUUUUCCUUUAAUGAAAAAAGCCCUGAAGCCACAAGCAAAGGGAGGGGGGGAAACUUGACAUAUGCCUUUUUGUAUUCCUCUGGUAAACAGGCUCACAAGGUCUCUUGCUCUAAUUUAAUCCACUGAAGGACACCAAACAAAGCUCCUGCAUUUGUCAUCUUGGCAUAUGGAGGGGCAAAGGUCAGAGUGUUUCGUCACAGACUGCCAGGACUCCUGGGUUCUCCACUGGCAAACAUGGCUUCGGCAGGGAUGGACAAGCUGCAGCAGGUCCAUGCAGCCCUCUGCCUAAUUUCAAAAGCCCUUUGCAUUUGAUCAGAUCAGACCUCUUGCAAGAGUGAACUAUCCCUUCUGUGGCAACUUACUCCGUGGGAGGGAAGGGGGGAGGGAGAGAAAGAGAGAGAGAGAGAAAAGGGUGGCAGAAAGUGAGAGAAAAGGGGUGACCCGCCCUCUUUUGCCUCUGGCUCUGCCCAUGGCUGGUUUCGGCCCUGCUCACCAGUGACAUGUGGUCCCCGACAGUUUUACCCGUGAGGGAAUGUGGUCCUUUACGGGGGGGGGGGGAGGGAAAGGUUGCCCAUCCCUGAUUUAGGGGGCUGAAGUAAGUGGGGGAUGGAAAUCAGGGGUUCUUUGGCAACUGAUGUCAUGCAAUACCUCUACACAAACACACAAUUAUUUCCACACAGGGUUAAACCUGAAACAGGCAAUCAAAAUGAUCAAAGGGCUGGAGCAACUCCCCUAUGAGGAAAGGUUAUGACGCUUGGGCCUUCUUAGCUUAGAAAAAAGGCAAGUAAAGUGGGGACAUGAUAGAAGUUGCAUAAUUAUGGCUGUGGAUAGCAAGAUAUUUUCUCCCCUUCUCUUAAUAGUAGAAACCAGGGGUCAUCCCAUGAAGCUGAACGAUGGGAGAUUAAGGAGAGAGAACGGGAAGGACUCAUUUGCACACAGUGCCUAGUUACACUUUGCUUCGACAAGAUGGAGUGGUGGCCACCAAGAUGAAGUGGUGGCCAGCAAGAUGGAGUGGUGGCCACCAACUUGGACAGUUUUAAAAGGGGAUUAGACAAAUUUAUGGAGGGUGAGGGUUUCAGUGGCUACUAGUCAUGAAUGCUGUACAUUACUGCCUUCAGUCUUGGAAGCAGUAUGCCUCUCAAUAACAGUUGCUAGGAAAUACAGCGAGUGCUAUUGCUUUUCUGUCCUGUUUUUAGGCAUCCCAUUGGGGCAUCUGGUUGGCCACUGUGGGAACAGAAUUCUGGCCUAGAUAGGCCCUCGGUCUGAACCAGGACAACUCCUGUGUUCGUAUACCAUAAAAACCCCAGGUCUGCCAUCAGUAGAAGCUGGUGGUUCCGAUUUCAGUAGGGUGGAAAUCCAUUCUGGGUUUCACUCUGAAACAGGCAGAACUCUAGCUAUUCAAGGUGCUGAAACCCAUCCCCAAAAUAGGGGCAUGGAUUUUAUAUAUGGAGGAGAGGCCUCGUUUCCAGAGCUUCCUUUAAAUUCCUUAUCCAGUGGAAUAGGCGUGUUUGCCGAGCGGUCCAGUGCAUGGGUAGGCCAAUGUCCAGACUAGGGCAGGGAUAAAGAGGGAAAGGCACCAUAAAAUGGAACCAGUUACCUAGGGAGGUGGUGGCCUCUAUCACACUAGAGGCAUUCAAGAGGCAGCUGGACAGCCAUCUGUCAGGGAUGCUUUAAGGUGGAUUCCUGCAUUGAGCAGGGGGUUGGACUCAGUGGCCUUAUAGGCCCCUACCAACUCUACUAUUCUAUGAUUCUAUGAACUGGUGUCACGACACAGGACUCCCACACCAGGCCUUGACGCACACAAACCCUCCUCAAGCCAAGCGCCACCACUUGAACAACCUGAGGGUAGGGUAAAACGCAACCUUUCCCUCAUAUGAGAGGGUAAAGGCUAGAAUCUGAAAAGGUUUUACUGUGUAUGUAAUAAGCUGAAGAUUAUAUAUAAGGUGUUUACGAUAGUAUCUGUAGAGCCGGUGAUAAAGCCAAGAAGACACGUGGU
Elgaria multicarinata webbii is the source of this 3243-nucleotide messenger RNA. Its product is annotated as sulfotransferase 1C2-like. Gene Ontology annotation, biological process: sulfation. Gene Ontology annotation, molecular function: sulfotransferase activity. Gene Ontology annotation, cellular component: cytoplasm. The record is from RefSeq and is a predicted model, not a curated record. NCBI's taxonomy places the organism in Eukaryota, Metazoa, Chordata, Lepidosauria, Squamata, Anguidae. The transcript has 8 exons. Bases 271 to 1188 code for a protein of 305 amino acids.